This is a messenger RNA of Cimex lectularius (bed bug), 3341 nucleotides long. Its product is annotated as ABC transporter G family member 20-like. Lineage: Eukaryota; Metazoa; Arthropoda; Insecta; Hemiptera; Cimicidae. The transcript is spliced from 16 exons. Gene Ontology annotation, molecular function: ABC-type transporter activity; ATP binding; ATP hydrolysis activity. The record is from RefSeq and is a predicted model, not a curated record. Bases 156 to 2234 code for a protein of 692 amino acids. Gene Ontology annotation, cellular component: membrane.
UGGAACUCGCUGUAUCAGUCUUUAAGCGAACUUCAACAUCGCAACGACGUGUGAUACACACGUGGAUCAGACUGCGAUUUCAGGGUACUAACAAAACAAAGAGGAGAAAACUGCCCUUUGAAUCAAUUGGAAAACCAACCCUCAAACUAUAAACGAUGUUACAAGAGGUGCACCUGGAGCAGCAGGCGGUUCGGGUGAGAAGAGCGUACAAAGCUUACGGUUCUGGAGGUGACCGUCAAGUUGUACUGGACAACCUGAAUAUGACUGUGCUCAAAGGAUCGAUAUAUGGUUUACUCGGCCCAUCAGGAUGUGGUAAAACUACUCUUCUAAGCUGCAUAGUUGGAAGGAAGCACAUCCAGUCUGGAGAAAUUUACGCCUUAGGAGGCCAUCCUGGGAGCAAAGGAAGCGGAAUACCUGGCCCUAGGGUCGGCUAUAUGCCACAAGAAGUUGCUUUAUACGGGGAAUUCACGAUAUGGGAGACGCUGAGGUACUUUGGAUGGGUGAAUGGAAUGACUGCAAAGGACGUAGAAAAAAGGGCAGAUUUUCUCCUUGACCUCAUGCAGCUCCCUAACAGACACGCUUAUGUCAAAUAUUUAAGUGGAGGGCAGCAGAGGAGGGUUUCAAUGGUCGCCACAUUUAUACACCAACCUGAACUUCUUAUUUUAGAUGAACCGACUGUAGGUCUUGAUCCAGUGCUAAGAGAAAGAAUAUGGGAGCAUCUUGUGGAAAUAACAACGCUUAAUAAAACCACAAUUAUUAUAACCACACAUUAUAUCGACGAAACCAAACAGGCUAACAAAAUAGGUAUGAUGAGGAAAGGAAAACUGCUCAUAGAAGAAUCUCCUUUAGGUUUGUUACAAAAUUUUGGUUUAAAUUCACUUGAGGAAGUCUUCCUUAAGUUAAGCUAUGAUCAGAACGUUUCAAGACAUAGUAAUAACGAAAGACCUGUAGUUACACCUACUCAACCUGAGGUUGAAGAGAUGGAGGUAAAGGAAGAGAAAACGGAUAUUUGGAAAGAUAUUACAAUGUUAAUAAAACCCCAUCACAUAAAAGCACUGGUUUGGAAAAACGCACUCUGGAUGAUCAGAAAUUAUGGUAUGGUUCUGUUCAUCUUUUUUCUACCGCUUAUUGAAAUGUUUCUAUUCUACAAUGCCGUCGGAACUGACCCUAAAGGGUUGAAAUUAGCAGUUCUAAAUCGGGAAUCUCCUGAGAACAUAUUAUGCUCGUACAACUCGUCCUGUGAUUUGAAAAUGCUAUCUUGCAGAUUUCUUCGACACCUUAACAAGCGGAACCAUGAACUGGUGCCAUACCAAGAUUACGACAAAGCGAUUGAAGCUGUGCGAAGAGGAUGGGCCUGGGCGUUCAUUGAUUUUCCUGAAAGAUUUUCUGACAACUUGGCCGAUAGAUUUGAAUAUGGAAAAAUGGCAAAUGAAACCACUUUGGAGGAAAGCGAAAUUGGCAUACAUAUGGACAUGUCAGACCAACAACUGGCUUAUAUAAUUCGGCGUGAUUUGAUUCUCAGCCUGAAAGAUUUAGCAACCGAUGUGACGCAAGCCUGUGAUUUGACAGAAGGAGUACUUAUGUCACCUGUUCAUUUUAAGAAGCCAAUUUAUGGUAGUAAUCUGCCUAACUUCAAUAGUUUCAUGGCACCAGGUGUACUAUUAACGAUCGCUUUUUUCCUAUCUGUGUUGACAACGUCUGGGUCAAUGCUUUUCGAGCGAAAUGAAGGAAUUUUUGAACGCUGUCUUGUCACAGGGAUAACUGUAUUUGAGAUAUUGUCUUCACUUAUUAUAACACAGCUGGCGAUGCUGAUUGGAGUCUGCUUAAUGAUGAUUAUGCUGAGUGUUUAUGUUUUUCAUGUAGAGAACUGUGGAAAUGUGUUUCUCAUCUAUAUACUCACACUCAUGUCAGGGAUUUGCGGAAUGAGUUAUGGGUUUGUCAUAUCCUGCGUGUGCAGCGUUGAAAGGACAGCGAUGUACGUAUCUAUGGGAAGUUUUCUGCCGUUUAUUGAACUCUGCGGAGUCAUGUGGCCAAUUGAAGGCAUGCACGCCUCGCUAAAGCCGAUCACAUACUUCCUACCACUGACUUAUCCUACAAAUUCAAUGAGGGCCAUGAUGGGCAGAGGGUGGGACAUGACGCAGUCCACUGUAUAUUUAGGAUUCGUCUCAAACAUAGUAUGGACUUUGAUUUUCCUCUCGACGAGUAUACUAAUACUGAAAUUCAAGAAAGCUUGAAAUUUGUUCCAAUCAGUAUCAAACAAAUCAACUGUGAUCAUAAAUAUUUUGUAAAUAUUUACUUGGGUGUUUUACCUUUGUAAAACAAUAUAUGUAGUUGUAUAAUUUUAUAACUGUUUAAAUGUUUUUAAUUUAUGUGAUCUAGAUUACAAAAAUGUUGUUUAUGCAAACAUUGAACUGUUAAUCAUAAGUACAAAGAUCUGGUAUGUUUUAAAAGUACUGUUUAAUCUAGCGUUUUAAUAUUGAUAUUUUCUAUAGAAUUUGAUAUUUAAUUUUGUAAAUAUGUCUGAUAAAAGAAAAAUGAAAAAAAAGAAUGAAUGAGCUAUGAAAAAAUUAAAAAUAAGGGCAAAAAAGAUGUCAAGAAUUACUUGAAAUCAUUAAAAAAUAAUUUUAAUAAUGUUACACAAAUGUUUAUAUAAUUGAAUAACACAUCCAUUUAUAAAUUUAAUCAUUGCUACUAAAAACUUCUAUUUUAUGUUUUAUAAUAUAAUAAAAAGGGGAGGUAUUCAUUAAGAACAUGAUUGUUUAAAAAAAAGCUUUAAAUAAAAACAUAAACAUCUGCCUUAAAAAUAAAUGAAUUUUCAAAAAAUUAUUCAUCAAUCAGUCUUUUUGCUGGAGGCAUCGCUUUUCAAUUUUUCGCUGGAUGCUUCCAUGCUCUUGAUCCAGAAGUCCAAAUCUUUGGUAAGCUCAGGCCUUGGGCCAGCUUCGAGUGCUUCCAUGACUUCGUCAACCGGGGCUUCUUUCAUGGUCGCCUUACUGAGUACAAUCGCUCGGAUGAAGUCGUCAUUGGUGACAAAUUUGUGCUCCAAGUAGACCGAUCGGUCCUCCCAGUAUAUCAUCUGUGAACGAAGGUGAAGAUCGGUAUUACCUUCCUGUACCUGAUAUUCGUAGCGGCCUGCAAAGCAUCAGUCUUCCUCUUUACCAUCUCCUCAUAAAGACCGGUUCUAUCAUAGAAGUGAAAUCUAGCAAAAUCCAAAUCUCUAACAAAUCGGGCAUUGUUCAUAUGCUUGAACACGAGAUCCAAAUCUUGGGUGAAGCAGAAACCUAGAAGUUUUGUAAAAUUAAUUAAUGGAAGCAAAUAAAUGUUAACAAAAGUGAACCAUCAAA